GCGAGAUCGUGAGGAGACGGUAGCGCCGCGGCAAUCACGAGAGGCAAAUUUUUAAUUUUUCAAGGACCUGUGUGAGGUCAGCCAGCGCGACGCCGCGCGAUGAUCCGCCACCUGUGCCUGCUCGCCGCCGCGGCGGCACCAACAACACAGAACGCCACGCGCCAGCUCGACGCCUACGAGCCGCCGCCGACCGAUUUAAGUAGGGCGUGCGCGUCGUGGCGACCAGAUAGAGAUGGAAUUGAUAGAGUGCGCACGAUUCGGGCGGGCAACUUCGUGAACCUGGCGCACGCGACGGGCGGCGCCUUCGUCGCAAGUGUCUCAAAGGUCCGCCGCCCCCCGAAAGGCCAGAACUGCCGCGUUUUAUACGAGUUGGAGGUCAUAUGUCGCGUCUCUGCUGCGCGAGUUUGUCCCUCUGCAUCUCGAUAAAUUUGUAGGCUAUCUUGCGUUCCUGCUCGUGGUCGUCGCGUUCGCGCGUGGUCUCC
Molecule: messenger RNA, 482 nt
Organism: Pelagomonas calceolata
Lineage: Eukaryota; Pelagophyceae; Pelagomonadales; Pelagomonadaceae
Source: the annotation of a GenBank genome assembly